Oryzias latipes (Japanese medaka) is the source of this 5640-nucleotide messenger RNA. It is a transcript of the gene si, whose product is annotated as sucrase-isomaltase. NCBI's taxonomy places the organism in Eukaryota, Metazoa, Chordata, Actinopteri, Beloniformes, Adrianichthyidae. Gene Ontology annotation, molecular function: carbohydrate binding; alpha-1,4-glucosidase activity. Gene Ontology annotation, biological process: carbohydrate metabolic process. The record is from RefSeq and is a predicted model, not a curated record.
GGGUGGUGGUUCUCUGAUAAGUUUUUACCCCGGGUUUAUAAAAACGCUGUCACACUUGAACUGGGAGUCACCUCUCCCCAGACGGCAGAGACAAGCAAGAUGGGGAAAAGGCGGUUCUCCAGUAUGGAGGUGACCCUCCUGGUCCUCUUUGUGUUGAUGACUGCAACAGCUGUCACCAUGAUCGCUCUGUACUUCACAAGAGAACCUAAAUCCAUCCAAGAUGAAACAAAUGAGGGAUUCAUUCCUGUUUGUCCGAACGUUGCUCAGGCUGAGAGGGUGGACUGUUUUCCUGAAACUGGAGCAUCACAGCUGACGUGUGAGCAGCGCGGCUGCUGCUGGAGCCCUCUGGAUACCCCAAAUGUUCCCUGGUGCUUUUUCUCAUCCAACCAUGGUUACACAGCGCACUCAGUGAAACACCCAAAUCCCCAUGAGAUCACAGCUGAGCUGAGCAGAAUGCCCUCUCCAUCUUUGUUUGGUGCGGAUAUACAGCAGCUGUCAUUCCACGCCGAAAUGCAGACAAGCAAUCGUCUUCGAUUUAAGAUAUUUGAUGCCCAGCAGAAGAGGUUUGAGGUACCUCAUGAACACAUCAACACCGUCACAAGUAACCCAUCGACCCCCAUCAGCGAUGCACUAGAAAUCACUAAUGAACCCUUCGGCCUCAUUGUGCGCAGAAAAGAGAACAAAAAAGUCCUGUUUGACACUACAUUUGCACCACUGGUUUUUGCAGACCAGUUCCUCCAGCUGUCUGCCAAGCUUCCAUCUCAUAAUAUUUAUGGUCUUGGUGAACAUGUCCAUCAGAACUAUCGCCAUGACACAAACUGGAGGACUUGGCCCAUUUUUAGCAGAGACGCCUUCCCCAAUGGGGGAACCCAUAACCUUUAUGGACAUUAUCCCUUCUUCCUCUGUCUGGAAGAUAACAGUGGGAACUCUUUUGGGGUUUUUCUUCUGAACAGCAAUGCUAUGGAGGUGACUCUGCAGCCUGCCCCGGCUGUGACCUACAGGACCAUCGGUGGAAUCCUUGACUUCUUCAUUUUUUUCGGAGAAACACCAGAACAAGUUGUGCAGGAGUUUGAAGAGUUGAUCGGCCGGCCAGUCAUCCCUCCCUACUGGUCGCUGGGUUUCCAGCUGUCCCGCUGGAACUACGGGAGCCUGAGUGAGGUCAAGAAAACAGUGGAGAGGAACCGUGCAGUGGGACUUCCAUAUGACAUCCAGUACACUGAUAUAGACUACAUGGAGGAAAAGAAAGAUUUCACCUAUGACAAGGUGAACUUCAAAGACCUGCCCACAUUUGCUGACUACCUGCAUGAGAAGGGCCAAAAGUACAUCCUCAUCUUGGAUCCUGCCAUAGCCACCAGUAAGUUGAUAGGAGAUGUUGCAUACGGAUCAUACGAUCGUGGAACUGCGAAGAAUGCCUGGGUCACAGAAUCAGAUGGGAAAACUCAUUUAGUUGGAGAGGUCUGGCCAGGAGAGACAGUAUUUCCAGAUUAUACCAGCCAAAACUGCAUCGAUUGGUGGGUGGAUGAGUAUGAUCGACUUUACAAGGAGGUCAAACACGACGCUCUGUGGAUUGACAUGAAUGAGGUGGCUAAUUUCAAGCAGGGAUCAAGUAAGGGCUGCAGUGUCAACAAGCUAAACUACCCUCCUUACACUCCAAGGAUUUUAGAUGACCUGAUGUACAGUAAGACCUUGUGCAUGGAUGCAAAGCAGGCCUGGGGGAACCACUAUGAUGUCCACAGUCUGUAUGGCUACUCUAUGGUGCUGGCUACUGAACAAGCCCUGCAGCGAGUGUUUGGAGGAAACCGCACCCUGAUGCUGACCCGCUCCUCCUUUCCAGGAGUUGGAAAAUACUCAGGUCACUGGCUGGGAGACAACGGAGCCAACUGGAAUGACAUCAAAUGGGCCAUUCCUGGCAUGCUGGAAUUUGGUCUGUUUGGAGUCCCCUAUAUCGGUGCUGACAUUUGUGGAUUCUUUGAUGAUUCAUCCGAAGAGUUAUGUCGUCGCUGGAUGCAAGUGGGGGCUUUUUAUCCAUUUAGCCGAAACCACAACGCCGAGGGCUACAAGCCCCAGGACCCAGCUUCAUACGGUGCAUCCUCUCUCCUGGUCGCGACAUCCAAGCAUUACCUGAGCAUACGCUACACCCUCCUGCCUUACCUCUACACACUCUUCUACAAAGCGCACACUUCAGGAGACACCGUUGUACGACCUCUCCUGCAUGAGUUCUACUCUGACAGUGAUACCUGGGCGGUGGACCGCCAGUUUCUUUGGGGAAAGUACCUGCUCAUCACACCGGUGCUGGAUCCGGGUGUGGAAAGCGUGCAGGGAUAUUUCCCAGAUGCUGUGUGGUACGACUAUGAGACGCGGGAGCGGCUCGGACAACGCAAAACACACGUGGAGCUGUUUCUGCCAGCCGAUAAGCUCGGCCUACACAUUAGAGGCGGGGCAAUUCUCCCAACGCAGGAACCUGACGUCACCACCACACACAGCCGACUCAGACCCAUGGGGUUGAUUAUCGCUCUUGAUGACAACAACCAGGCAACUGGGGAGCUAUUCUGGGACGACGGAGAUUCAAGAGCAACCGUUGAAAAUGGCAAAUACAUCCACUAUGACUUCUCUGUUGUCGAUAACGUUCUGGCGAUGGACGUGACGAACGCCGGCUAUAGCGACCCAAACAACCUUAAGUUUGAGACCAUCACUGUCCUCGGGGUGCCCCAUGCUCCCAGCGCCGUCUUUGUGAUUCAUAUUGGCCCUGGAGGGGCUUCGGACCCUGUCGAGAUAAAAAACACCAGCAUUCAUCAUGAUGCAACCAAGGAGGUGCUGACGCUGAAUGACCUCAGCUUGACUCUAGGAGAAAGCUACAAAGUGCAGUGGGAUUCUGUGACAUUGGAUUAUCAACGUGUGGACUGCCAUCCAGAAGAAAAUUCAAAUGAGGCUGAAUGCAAGAAGAGAGGCUGUCUGUGGGAAGUAAGCGCUGCUGAAAAUGUUCCGUGGUGCUUUUAUCCAGAUGACUACGGCUACAACGUUUUAAACUAUGCAGAAACUACUACAGGCAUCAGAGUUGAUAUCAAUCGGAACACGAGGUACAGAAGCAGUGGUCGUCCAGAUUCACCAGACAUCGAUAGCCUCCGUGUAGAGAUUAACUAUCAUACCGGUGACAUGCUCCAAUUUAAGAUCUGGGAUCCAAGCACUGAGCGUUUUGAGGUUCCUGUGCCGCUGACGGUUCCUUCUACUCCUGAAAGUGACGAGGACAAGAGGCUGUACAGAGUUUCUGUCACCGAAAGUCCAUUUGGUAUCCAGGUUGUAAGGAAAAGCACAGGAACCACAGUCUGGGACUCUUCCAUGCCAGGUUUUAUCUUCUCCAAUAUGUUCAUUCAAAUAUCAACCAAACUGUCAUCCAAGUUUGUCUAUGGGUUUGGGGAGACCGAACACACCAGCUUCAAGCAUGACCUCGACUACCACACCUGGGGUAUGUUCGCCAAGGACCAGCCUCCAGGAUACAAGAUGAAUUGCUAUGGAGUUCAUCCUUUCUACAUGGGGCUGGAGAACACCGGCGACGCUCACGGUGUGCUGCUGCUCAACAGCAAUGCCAUGGAUGUGACAUUCCAGCCCACUCCAUCCUUAACCUACCGGACUAUUGGAGGCAUCCUGGAUUUCUACAUGGUCCUGGGACCCACUCCUGAGAUGGUUGUGCAAGAAUACACUAGUCUGGUUGGACGACCUGUUUUACCUGCUUAUUGGUCCCUUGGGUUCCAACUCUGUCGCUACGGUUACGCCAAUGACUCAGAAAUAGAAAACCUUUAUACUGACAUGAAAAAAGCGGGAAUACCUUACGAUGUCCAGUAUGCAGAUAUUGACUACAUGGAGCGUCAGCUGGACUUUGUGUUGGACUCAGAGUUUCAAGGACUUCCAGCUCUCGUAGACCAAAUGAGAGCAGAGGGCAUGCGAUUCAUCUUCAUUCUGGAUCCAGCCAUUUCCGGGAAUGAGACAAACUAUCCCGCUUUUGAGAGAGGAGUGGCUCAAGAUGUCUUCAUCAAAUGGCCUAAAGAGCUUGGUGAUGGAAUAGUAUGGGGAAAGGUCUGGCCUGAUUUCCCAAAUGUAACAGUGGAUGAAGAUCUUGACUGGGAAACUCAAGUGCAGAUUUACAGAUCUUAUGCAGCAUUUCCAGACUUCUUCCGCUCGCAAACAGCAGCCUGGUGGCAUCAAGAAAUCCAGGAUUUUUAUACCAAUGUAAUGAAGUUUGAUGGCCUUUGGAUUGACAUGAAUGAGCCUGCCAGUUUUGUUCAUGGCACAGUAGGAGGGACAUGUCUUGGAGAGAAUCUUCUAGAAUUUCCUCCAUAUAUGCCACCCCUGGAGAGCAAGGAAGAAGGCUUAAAACACAAGACCCUCUGCAUGAACAGCGAGCAAAUUCUCAGUGAUGGAAAGAGAGUCAAGCACUAUGAUGUGCACAACCUGUAUGGAUGGUCCCACACCAAACCCACCUACGAUGCCUUGCUGGAUGUGACGGGUAAAAGGGGCAUUGUGGUGACCAGAUCCACCUACCCCUCCAGUGGGAAAUGGGCAGGACAUUGGCUGGGUGACAACAAUUCCAGCUGGGACCAACUUUACAAAUCUAUUAUUGGUAUGAUGGAGUUCAGCCUGUUUGGCAUUCCCUACACUGGAGCAGACAUUUGUGGCUUCUUUAACGAAGCUGAUUAUGAGAUGUGCCUUCGUUGGAUGCAGUUGGGCGCUUUCUAUCCAUACUCACGCAACCACAAUGGCAAGGGUAACCCUAGACAAGACCCUGUCGCUUGGGAUGACAGAUUUGCCACCAUAUCCAAGGACGUCUUGAACAUCCGUUACACCUUGUUGCCCUAUCUGUACACAUUAAUGUUUGAGGCACAUACCCAAGGAAGCACCGUUGUCAGACCAGUGUUACAUGAGUUUACAAAUGACAAAACUACAUGGGACAUCCAUAGACAGUUCCUCUGGGGACCUGCCCUACUUAUCAGUCCAGCUCUAGAUGCGGGACAAACGGUGGUCAAUGGCUACCUUCCAGUUGCACGCUGGUAUGACUACCACUCUGCUCAAGAUGUCGGGGUCCGUGGCAAGUGGUUAACCAUGCAGACACCCCUUGAACGUAUCAACCUUCAUGUCAGAGGGGGCUACAUUUUGCCCUGGCAGAAACCAGAGAGCAAUACAAAAUUGAGCCGAAAGAAUCCUCUAGGACUGAUCGUUGCCUUGAGUGACAGUGGGACUGCUGAAGGAUCAUUCUUCUGGGAUGACGGAGAAGGCAUAGACACGGUGGAGCAGAAGAAGUAUCUCCAUGCAACCUUUUCCACGGCAUCGAACACUUUGACCAACAAAGUUGUCCACAAUGGUCUGAAUCCUGAAGAUCGCCUGACUCUGGGUUCGGUGAAGGUCUGGGGCACAGGCACUGAAAAGAUCACUGAAGUCACUCUGACAGACUCCACUGGGAAGAUUCAUCAAGUGAUUCCACAGCAGAACAUCUACACUCAGGAGCUGAUCAUUGAUGUCACAGUGCUGGCUGUUUAUUUGGAUCUUCCUUUUACCAUCGAGUGGAAGUCUGUUGUCUGAAUUUAUUUAAAGUGUAAAAUAAUUUAUCCAUGCAUCAUGGUCCAUCAAGAUCAAUCUUUAUGGAAAAAA